Megalops cyprinoides (Indo-Pacific tarpon) is the source of this 1638-nucleotide messenger RNA. Its product is annotated as nucleotide-binding oligomerization domain-containing protein 2-like. Gene Ontology annotation, biological process: regulation of apoptotic process. The record is from RefSeq and is a predicted model, not a curated record. Lineage: Eukaryota; Metazoa; Chordata; Actinopteri; Elopiformes; Megalopidae. The coding region runs from base 1 to 1638 and encodes 545 amino acids. The transcript has 3 exons.
AUGGCCUCCUCCCAGCAGUCUGCGCUGGACUAUGUCAGAAACGUCCGGACUCAUCUGGUUGAGAGACUGCAGAAUCUCUCUGUCAUUGUUGAGAAACUCAGUGAGUGCAAAGUGCUCAAUAAGAAUGAGGUCAGUGUCAUUGACUCUAUUCCUGAGAAGUUUGACAAAACCAGAAAAAUACUGGACAUGGUCACUGCUAAAGGGGAGGCAGCCUGCUAUGAGCUGUUAAAGAUUUUGGAUGCUACAAGGAAACGGACAUUCCCCAAAAUUCCUCCUGACCUGACAAGUAAACAGCAGGGUCCGUCAGCCUCCCAGGACAGACAGGACCCUAAUUUACAUCAGUGGAUCAGUUGCUUCUCCUUCAAAGAUGACUUGAAUGAGUACACUGCUGGUUCAAGCCCUUGUUACAAGUACCAGAGGGAACUGAAAUCAAAAGCAAAAAAAAUUUUUGAUAGUGAAUGGAACCAGAACAAGAAGAUUGUUAAAGAUAAGUUCAGAUGGAAAACCUUCCCCUACACUUCCCUGGUUUUAGAUACAGAUGUGAAUGAGAUUUCCAAAAUUUCCAAAAGCAAAAAAUACAAGAAAUCUCGUCAGAAGAAACUGAAGACUUUCAUUCCAAUAGACAAGAGAGGACUGUCCCCUGAAUAUUUGCUUAAAACUCAUGAGAAAAAAAUCCUCCUCAUGGGGAAACCCGGAAUUGGGAAGACGACCGUCGCUCAGCAGGUUCUGAGUCUCUGGGCAGAGAGAGAAGACCGUGAACUUAACUACAUGUUUUACUUUGAUGAGAGGAGCUUCUCAAACAUCUCAAAGCCCAUUAACCUGAGGUCUCUGCUGUUUGACAUUUACUUGAAGCCAACAGAAAGCAGUGAUGAAGUGCUACAAGAUAUUGAAGAGAAUUCUGAAAACAUUGUCAUGGUUUUUGACGGAAUCAGGGAUGUGAGCUGUAACUCAGUAAUACAGAACAUUGUAGAAAAUGUACUGCGUGACGCAAAGAUUAUAAUUACAUGCAGACCUGAGGAUGCAUGUGAGGGUUUCCUCUCUGACUGGCCCACUUUCACAGUGGAAGUGCAGGGAUUCAGUGCGGAGUCCAUUCGCACUUACUUUAAAAAGAUGUUCAGCACAGACAGUGACACUGUUUGCAGUGUAUUGAACGACCUGCAGUUGUUCAGUCUCUGCCAUGUGCCAAUGUACGCUUUCAUAGUCACUGCCUGCAUCUCUUUUGGACCCUGUGAGGCUGGUGAGCUGCCCUCCACUGUCACUGAAAUGUACCUCCACAUUCUUCGUCAUUGCAUGAGAAAAAUCAGUGGAAAAGAUGUGAAAUAUCUGGACCGGUAUAUCCAAGACAACAGGAAAGACAUACUCCAUCUCGCUGCAAUCUCGUUUAAUGCAAUGCUGCAGAAAACUGCCCUGACUGGACUGGAUUGUGAAGAGAACAGCGUGUUGCAUGCUUUCUUGAGAUCAGCUGUGAUUAAGGAUUCUCCUUCCUCUGCACAGACAGUCUGUGUCUUUCUCCACAACACAAUGCUGGAAUUCUGGGCUGCUCUGUGGCUUCUGCAGAACCCAGACAAGAUAGGAGAAAUUCUAAAGCGAUGCAGACAGACCCGUUCACCUGGAUCUGCAGAACAGCACUGUGUCUGA